Molecule: messenger RNA, 799 nt
Organism: Mustela erminea (ermine)
Lineage: Eukaryota; Metazoa; Chordata; Mammalia; Carnivora; Mustelidae
Exons: 2
Coding region: 16-783 (255 amino acids)
Source: RefSeq, a predicted model, not a curated record
CACCAAAUACACUUGAUGGGCGGCUCCCCAGACCCAGCCCUCCACGGAGCAACGGGUCCAAGGACGCUCGGUGAAUUACGAAGAACUAUAAUUCGGUCUUCCGGCGGCCGCCCCCUCGGCCCUUCGAAUACCGAGAGUUCUGGUUCCGACGGGGGCAGCCGGAGUCCGCAGAGUCCAGCCCGGGCACCCGACACCGCCCGGCCCGCAGCUACCCGAGCCUGCCCUGGACCCCGCGCCCGCGCGGCUGCGGGACCUGGGCGCGGCGCCACCGAAGGGGGAGCACAGGCUGGGCCUCUAGUGGGGCGGGGACGUGGGCGGGGCCUGGCUGGGGGCGGCCCGGGCAUUGGCUCCGCGGGCCAGGGGUGGGGCUUCAGGGGCCACGGACCUUGCUGUGAGUUCACCGCCGGGAUCGCCUCCCAGAACCGCGCCGUCCAGCUCCCGAGCUUUUGCCGACCGCGGGUCCGCCGCCUGCGCGCGUCCAGCUCUUCAGCCCCCCAGGGAGACCCUCGUGAGAACAAGACGGGAGAGCGCCGCUGUCUCCAAGAGUUCCACUUCGCUGCUGCUAAUUUUCCAGAGCACUUUCAACUCUUUUGGGGAGAAACCGAUUUUUGUUGUCUCAGCCUUCUGACUUCUUUCUUUUUCUCAUCCCUUGGGACAUCUUCGGUCACAUCCCACACAUCAGUUUUCGCCCUUCACCAAGGUUUUGGUGUCUGUGGCCAAGGCCGUGAGAGGACGCCGCGGUCCCCACUGUCCCCAGCGCCAAGAGCCGGGCCUGGGCGCUGAGGUCACGAUGUCCACC